Molecule: messenger RNA, 2985 nt
Organism: Stylonychia lemnae
Lineage: Eukaryota; Ciliophora; Spirotrichea; Sporadotrichida; Oxytrichidae
Source: the annotation of a GenBank genome assembly
AUGUCACUUGUUCAAGAAUAAACUCUAUUGCAAUCUCUACUUCAAACAGUUGAAUAAUAAAUUCCUGUCGAUAAAAAUUUAACUCCGUAUCAGUGGGUUAUAGAUAAAUUCAAAGAGGAGGAUUAUCAUGAAUAUGACAGUUAUCAAUCAAGAGAAAUCAUUGAAUUUGAGCAAAAUAUUGGGAAAAUGCAUUGCACUUCAUUUUUCUUCAAAAAAAAUCAAUUCAUGAUAGUGUAUGAUUUUGAAAGCACUGAUGGAAGAAAAACUAAAUUCGAGUUCAGGGAUAUAGAUUCUGGUAAAUUAGAUAGAGUCUACAUUCAUACAAUUAAAGCAAUUUCUUUCGUUUCUCACUAAGUUUUCAAUGAAAUAGACUAUAUUUGCAUACAGUAGGAUCAAAACUUAUACAUUUAUGACAUCAGAUAUUUAGAAAAUUUGGAAUAAUACUCUGUAAAAAUUGAACUUCAAUAAAAAUUCUCCUUCAAGUAAGUUUAGAUUCUUGAUGAAUUCUAUUUACUAUUUGUUGGUUUGGCUUAAAGAAUGAAUUCAAUUCUUCUCCUUGUCAGAUUAAAAGAUUCAAUUAAAUCAUAUCCAGCAAACAAAUAAGAUGUAUUUAUAGAAUUUGAUGAGGAGACUUUCUCAAAAUUCUAAGAAAGCAUACCUCCUAAUACUGGUGGACUUGUUAAGAUGUUAUAACCUGGUUUUAAUAAUUAGAUAUGCUUUAACUUCUAGAAACGAAAUUACGUGUUUGAUUACCAAACUACUAGUCUAGUCAAGGAUUUUGAAUCAACUAAAAUAAUUGCGAUAUAACAUGAAGAUUAAAAAUAUGCUAUCGAUUUCCUCCUCAACAUUUACAAAUUCGAUUAAGAAUAUGAGUUCACAAAGAUAAGGAAACUGUAUGAAAAUGAGGAUAGAAGCUUUCAAUUAUCAAGCGCUGAUUUUACUAGGGAUAGACUUAUUGUAAAGCUCAAGCAAGAUAGGCAAUCUAAAUAUAUCAUAAUAGUACAUUCCAGCAAAUAUCUCAAUGCUGUUAAAACUGUAAAAAGAGACAGUUCUAUUUUGGGUAGACCCUAAGAAUUCUUAUAAAUAGUUAAUAAUUUCCCUCAAACUGAAGUAUUUGAACUUCUACCUACAGAUACAAUUCUUUUUAAAGAUUUUGAUGGUAUUUACCUGAAUGGUGACAGAUUUAUCAAAGUAUAAAACAUUUUCAAAGAUGAAAAAAGCCAUGAUAAUAUUGAUUCGAAUAAUUGCUGUAUAAUGUCAGAUAGAAUUAACGGACCUAUCUAUAUUCUUUGGGUGCCACAUGAUACCAAGAUAGUAUAUUUGAAUAAGAAUACUUAAGAAAUAACCUCAUUAAUAUUGCCGCAUUACUUAUCAUUUUCAAAGAGGCUUUUUAGAGCUUGGAUUGAUUUUGAUUUGAAUUUGUUGAUUAUUAAUUCAGCUUCAUCUUCCAAAGUCUGUAUAAUACUCAAUCUUGCAACCUUGUUAGAAGAUGAUACUUUACAAUAUCACUGCGCUCACGGACCUCAUUUCUCAAUCUACUUUGAAGAGAACUUCCUUUAAGUUAGUAAUACUCAUUAAAUUAAUUUUAUGUUCUACAAAGAUAAAUAAAUCUGCAAGACUAUAAUAUACAAUUUUGACCAGAACGAAAAAUAUGAAUGUAGAGAUGGAUAUAGGGAAGAUUUCAAAAGCUACAAUUAGCCAUUAACUCAGUCACUCUACUUUUAAUAUGCCUCUAAAAUUGAAAUUGAUAGUAAUUAGAUACAUUUCUAUAUGAGAAAAGAAGUAAAACCAGUUGGGUACUUUAAUACUGUCAUUUUUCAUCAAGAUAUUGUAAAAUAUUAAAAGUUCAGCAAAUCAACGAUAGAGGAAGUACUUGAUUCGGUUAAGGAUGUAAGAGGCUAUAUUAACCACAUAUCAGGAUUCGGAAACUGCUUUAAUAUAUUCGAAAAUAACUUCAUUGCACUGGAAAGUAUUUUGAAAUAGCUUGGAUUUUAAGAUAAAGAGAGCCUUCCAAUAUUAAUUGCUCCUCCAAUGUAUGGAAACAAAACCCCUCUAGAUAUUGCCAUUUUAAACAGACAAUAGAAAAUCAUCAAUUUGAUGAUGAGUACUCUUACUAAAUACUAAGAUCAUAUAUUAUUCAAUGAGAUUGUGGAUAAAAAUAUUUGCAAUCUUAUUAAAGAACAGAUAGAUUUACAGGAAUAUUUUGAAUCAAGUAUGCCUAUCUAUCAAAUCUUCGACUCUAAAUUCCCUACCUAACAUUCUGAUGAGUCUGAAUUAAUACUUGGAAUAAGUUUAGAAAAUCCAAAGGAUAUUCAUGAUUAGUAUGAUAAACUAUUCGAAGGAAAACUCGAAAAUGGAAGUGGAGCCAAUGUCUCAAUUGAGUACUUCUUAAUAAAUUUGCCUGAAACAAUCAAGGGUUAGUCGACUGAUUUCAUGAAAACUCUUAACGAAACUACAAAACUUGAAUAUUUUGAACAUGAGACAAUUUAGCAUAUCAUCAAUUUUAAAUGGGAUACCUACACAAAAUCAUUUUACAAGUUUAAGUUCUAUAUUUACAUUCUCUUUUUGGCCUCAUUUAUUUUCGAGACUCUUUACCAAACUUAUUUUGGAAUGCUCUAGUAUUAAUCUGAAGAAAAGGCUAAGAUAUAAGAUACUAGACAAGAUUGGGCAAUUAUAGUUAGCAAAAGUAUAAGUUCAAUAGUUUUACUUUACUUUAUUGGUUAUGAAAUGGCUUAAAUUAGAAAUCAGAAGUUUGAAUACUUUAAAGAAACUUGGAACAUGUUUGACUUUUCUCAUUUCCUUUCAUAUAUUGUUCUUAGCAUAUUUGAAUUUUAGGAUAUAGACAAGGAGAUUCUUAUCAUAACUUACAUAGUUGUAAUUACUUUAUCAUUUAUGAAACUUUUCUUUUUCCUAAGAGUAUAUGAUGCUUUCAGUUUCUUGGUGUCUAUGAUUGCAGGGAACUUCAACAGGGGAUUUCUAUGUUGA